ACAGACGAGUUAGGUGAGUUCCAGUCCAGCAGAGUGAGUUACCUGCGUGGUGGCUGCUGCAGGCUGGGCUCUAACCAGGGAACGCGGCCAUCGGUGCUUGACAGACAGGGACAAGAGCAUUUGGAAAGGAAAGAUAGCUUCUUGCUUGACUCACGGUGGGAGAGACACAGGAAAAGAACAAAAGCCAGGCUGCUCCAAUCAAAACUGAAAAUGUGUUUCAUGUCCGAGAAAUUUGGAGAGUAUUGAUUUAAGUAGGCAAGAUGACUGGGUGGCUGGUUCCUCUAACAACUAUUGAAGUACUCCUCCUGGCAGUGUCUUCUCUGAGCAUCUAUGUUGAACCUAAAGAAGGCAGCCUCGCAGGCGGGACGUGGCUCACAGUCAUUUUUGAUGAUUUCGAGGCUAGUCUCCUUUAUCCCACCAACGGCUCUCAGCUGGAGAUCCACCUGGUGAACGUGGCUGCGCCUGCACUGCCCAGCGUCCCCUGUGACCUCGCUCCCGUCUUCCUGGCUUUGCCGGCAGUGAUGUGCAGGACCAGACCUCUGCUGUCCGAAGCACACGAGGGCCUGUUCUACCUGGAAGUGCGCUCAGGGGCACAGGUGGUAGGCAGCCCAAGGCCAGGACCACGAGACAGCGGCACGUUCAAGUUUUCCAGGGCACAGACACCCAUUGUUUACCAAGUUCAUCCACCAAGUGGAGUUCCAGGAAAGCUGAUACAGGUGUAUGGCUGGAUUAUCUCUGGAAGCUCGGAAACCUUGGAUUUGGACGCCGAGUACAUUGACAGCCCACUGAUUUUGGAAGCUCACGGAGACCAGUGGGUCACUCCUUGCUCUCUCGUAAACAGGAAGACAGGACGCUGUUAUCCUAUUCAGGAAGACCAUGGUCCUGGGACUCUGCAGUGCCGUGUGGAAGGCAACUACAUUGGAUACCAGAAUGUUAGUUUCUCAGUAUUUAACAGAGGAAAGUCCAUGGUACACAAGAAUGCGUGGCUGGUCAGCGCCAAGCAGGACCUUUUCCUGUACCAGACGUACUCAGAAAUCCUAUCUGUGUUUCCAGCAACUGGGAGCCUUGGAGGAGGAACAGACAUCACAAUUACAGGAGACUUCUUUGACAAUCCUGUCCAGGUUACCAUUGCAGGAAUUCCGUGUGACGUCAGACAUGUAUCUCCCAGGAGGAUUGAGUGCACCACCAGGGCUCCGGGAACAGGUGCCCGGCUCUCUGCUCCUCAGGCAGGCAAUCGAGGGCUUCUUUUUGAAGUUGGAGAUGCUGCAGAGGGCGUGGACCUGACUCAAGCCACCCCCGGGUACCGAUGGCAGAUUGUCCCUAAUGCCAGCUCUCCAUCUGGAUUUUGGUCACAGGAAGGGCAGCCUUUCAGAGCACGGCUCCGUGGGUUCUUUGCGGCCCCAGAGACAAAUAAUUACACGUUCUGGCUCCAGGCCGACCACCAGGCUUCCCUGUAUUUCAGCCGGUCGGAGGACCCGAGGACCAAGGUGAAGGAGGCCUCCCUCAGGGUGGGCACCGCCGACUGGUUUGACUCCUGGGAGCAGAGUGGCAGUGAAGAGAUCUGGCAACAGAAGACCCCCAAGCUGGAGCUGCUCGGGGGAGCCAGGUACUACCUGGAAGCGGAGCACCGAGGGAGAGCCCCCAGCAGGGGCGUGAGGAUCGGGGUCCAGAUCCACAACACCUGGCUGAGUCCCCAGGCGGUCAGCACCUACCUCCGGGAGAAGCACCAGGUCCGAGCCCGGGCCCACAGACUUCCGGACAUCCAGAUGCUGACCGUGUCUGGCGCAGGGCACUUCCUCCUCACGUGGGACGAUGUCUCUAGCCGGCCAAUCCCGGCAAAUGCCACAGCCCACCAGAUUCAAGCAGCCAUUGAGGGGUUACUUGCAGUCAAGUGCGAACUGGACCCCCUUUCGGCAAACAUACUGCUCCGGCUGGGAUUCGAGCAAGGCCCAGAAGGUUCCAGCUUUGAUGGGCACCUCACCAGUGGGACAGAGCCCUUCUGUGGGAGGUUCAGCCUCUAUCAGCCUCGACACCUUGUCCUCACACCCCCGGCUGCCCAGAAGGGCUAUCGGCUGGACCGGUACACGCACCUGUGCCUUGCGUACAGGGGCCAUGUGGAUGCGAUCCUGAGGGUGACCGUGUCCUUCACAGUCGGCUUUGGAAACACCGUUCAGAAGAACACCACCUGUGACUGGAGUCUUGUGGGGACCAGUCCCAUCAGCUGGGAGUUCGCCUGCACUGACCUCCGCAAGACCUGCGUGCAUGACCCCGCGUGCCUCCAGCCGCCUCCGGCAAACUGCCCCGUGCUUGUUCAUGGGAUUGACCUCCUCCCUCUGUCUCCGGGGACGGGCGCGUUCUACGUGGAUGAAGUUAUCAUUGCAGACACGAACCUAACAGUUUCUCAAGCUGACUCUGGAACAGCUCGCCCUGGCGGGAAUCUGGUGGAAGUGCUCUCUGUGGUGGGAUCCCCUCCUGUCUACAACAUCACCUCCUGGUUGGCGGGGUGUGGCCCGGACCUCCCGCUCAUCACUGCAAGCUCUGUGCCCAGUGAAGGAGCAGAGGGAGGAUCCGGGUCGGUCCAGGCGACAACACGGAGACUACAGAGGACAAGUCCACCUUUAGGGGGACACUUCCGCAUCCAGCUUUCCGACACAGUGAUUCCUGGUGUCCCUGUGCACAUUUCAGCCAGUCACCUCCAAAAACUCUUACAGAACAAUGCCGACGACUUCACAUCCAGGUACCUCAACGUCAGUGACUUCACUGUGACGGAGGAUCUAAAGUCUUGCUACGAACACGUGUGGACCCUCUCUUGGUCCACCCAGGUUGGGGACUUGCCCAAUUUCAUCAGGGUAUCCGACGAAAACCUGACGGGAGUGAACCCUGUUGUGACCACGCGUGUGGUAUAUGACGGUGGAGUUUUUCUUGGACCCAUAUUUGGAGACAUGUUGGUCACUGCCAACGAGCACACUCAGGUGGUUGUGCGAGUGAAUGACGUACCAGCUCAUUGUUCAGGUUCAUGUUCCUUCCAGUACCUCGAGGGGUCGACUCCCCGGGUCCACUCUGUGUGGUAUGACCUAGAUGACAUUGACCUGCUGGUUUAUAUUACCGGAAGCAGUUUCUCUGACGACUCACAGGCCUUGCAGGUUACAGUGAACCAAACGCAUUGCAAAGUUAUUUCCUCAAACCAAACGAAUGUGGUGUGUCGGACAGGCCUGCUGCCCUUGGGGGUGCAUCGCAUCUCAGUGUUGGUGAGACCUUCUGGUCUUGCCGUCAGUGCCAGCGGAGGAGGCCUCUUCCUAAACGUGGAGCCCAGGCUGGACGCUGUGGAGCCUUCCAGAGCUGCAGACACUGGAGGGCUCUGGGCCACCAUCCGAGGCUCCGGUUUGGAAGAUGUGAGCCUGGUGUUCUUCGGAUCUCAGCCGUGUGCCGUCAACGUCACCACAAGCCAUUCACGAAGAAUUCAAUGCAAAGUUCCACCCAGGGGGAAGGAUGGACCUAUUGUGAGUGUGACUGUGAUCAGAGGGGACCACUCUGUGGUUCUUCCCACGGCAUUUACGUACGUCUCCUCUUUAAAUCCAGUAAUCACGUCUCUCAGCAGAAACAGAAGCAACGUAGCAGGAGGUGAGACCCUUUCCAUUGGAAUGACGCUGCCUGUGAACCACACGGAUUUGGAUGCGGAAGUCCACAUCGGGGAUACCAGGACUCCAGUUCGAGAGCAGACGGCCCAAGGCCUGGAGGUGGUGCUGCCCCCGCUGCCCGCCGGGCUCCACAGAGUCUCAGUCUCCAUCAGUGGGGUCCACAUUCGCGCACCAGGGGUUGAUCUUCACAUCCAGUACCUCACAGAAGUCUUCAGCAUCCAGCCUUGCUGUGGGUCCCUCCUGGGUGGAACCAUCCUCAGCCUCUCGGGAGUAGGGUUCAGCCGGGACCCAGCUCUGGUUUGGGUGCUUGUGGGCAAUCGGUCCUGUGACAUUGUGAACUCCACAGAGAUGAACAUCUUGUGUGAGACCCCGCCAGCCCCGCUGCUGCCUGGUGCCCCAGCCCCUGUGGAGGUCUGGGCUGGCAGUCAGUCCUCCCCCAGCGGACCUCUGCCAAGCCUGGUGGGGGAGGGCUUCACUUUCAUGUACGAAGCGGCAGCAACACCAGUGGUCACUGCCACGCGAGGAGAAAUCACGAACCACAGCCUGAGGCUCUCUGUGGAGGGACGUAAUCUCUCCAAUUCGGUAGCCCUCCUGGGUGGCUUGAGCUGUGAUCUUGAGACCCAGUCUUCCGGGACCCACAUGAUCCUGUCUGGGUGCGACUUUCCGCUUCCCAGUUUGGAGGCGGGCAUCUAUCCUCUCCGAGUCCGUCAGAAGCAGAUGGGGUUUGCUAACAUGUCUGCGGUGCCCCAGCAAUUUGUGGUGACACCUCGGAUCACGGCCGUCUUCCCCACGCGUGGAUCUGCUUGUGGAGGGACAGUGGUCACAGUGAGGGGCUUGGUUCUCAACUCCAGCAGGAGGUCAGUUCAGGUUGACCUUUCAGGACCUUUCAUUUGUGCGAUGUUGAGUCUGGGGGACCAGGCAGUCAUCUGCCGGGUUGCCCUGGUGGGUGACUCCUUGCCUGGGGCUUCCUUCACCCUGAAAGUCACCGUUCUGGUUAAUGGGCUACCCAGCGAGUGUCAGGGGAACUGCACCCUUUUCUUGAGAGAAGAGAUGACUCCUGUCGUGGACGCCUUGACCAUCAACAGCAGUGGGUCUCUGACCAUGGUGCUGAUUAGGGGCCAGCGGUUAAGCACUGCGGCUGAUGCCCCAGUGGUGCUGGUAGAUGAUUGCCUCCCUUGCUUUGUAACUUUCUUUAAUAUGAGCCACGUGACAUGCUGGAUAAAGGACUUGGCUCCAGGACCUCACUACCUAUCAGUUUUUCAUGCAAGAUACGGUUAUGCUUGUUUUGGUAACGUUUCCAGAGACUUCCAUGUUUUACCUCAAGUGUUUCACUAUUUCCCAAAGAACUUCAGCAUCCACGGUGGAAGCCUCCUGACCAUGGAGGGCUCAGCCCUGAAGGGACGGAACACCACGUUGGUCUAUGUCGGCCAGCAGGCCUGCCUGACGGUGAACCUUGGCUCUGAGGUCCUCCGGUGCAUGGUCCCUGCAGGGAAUGGAUCUGUGGCCCUGGACGUAGAGGUGGAUGGACUUUCAUACCAGAUGGGCAUCAUUGGUUACAGUGAUGCCUUCACCCCCGAAUUGCUCUCUGUUUCUCAGACUGAUGACAUCUUAACCUUUUCGGUGGCCCAGAUCUCAGAAGCUGCGAACGUUGACAUUUUUAUCGGGAUGUCACCCUGCGUGGGUGUCUCUGGCAACCAGACCGUUCUCCAGUGUGUGGUCCCGUCCCUUCCCGCCGGGAGGUACCAAGUCCAGGGUUACGACCGCACGAGAGGGUGGGCCUCAUCUGACCUGGUGUUCACAUCCAGAGUUACCGUGACAGCCGUGACCGAGAACUUCGGCUGCCUGGGUGGAAGGCUCGUGCAUGUGUUCGGAGCAGGAUUUUCUCCCGGGAACAUCUCAGCUGCCGUGUGUGGUGCUGCCUGCCAAGUCUUGGCUAACGCGACCGUGUCUGCCUUCAGCUGCUUGGUUCCGCCUCUGAAUGUGUCCUUGGCUUUCCUGUGUGGCCUGAGGCAUGAGGAGGAGACCUGCGAGGCCUCCAGCUCCAGCUAUGUGCAGUGUGAUUUGACCGUCGCUGUGGGAACAGAGAGGCUGCCUGGGUCCUGGCCUUACUUCUACGUUUGUGAAGAGAGUACCCAUUGCUUCUUUGCACAAGAUCCUUGGACAGAGUCAGCCUUUCCAUUGUUCUCAGGCCUCUUGAUCAGCCCUAAAGUGGAAAGAGAUGAAGUUCUCAUCUAUAAUAGCUCCUGUACCAUUACCAUGGAAACUGAGGCAAAGAUGGAGUGUGAGACGUGUAAUCAGCCAAUUACCGCCAAGAUUACUGAGAUACGGAAAAGCCGGGGCCAGAACACUCAGGGCAACUUUUCCUUACACUUCUGCGGGAGGUGGUCCAGGGCUCACAGCUGGCUUGCCGGCAGACGGCCACAAGAGGGCGACAACGUCACGGUGGAGAAGGGCCAGGUGCUCCUGCUGGACACCAACACCAGCGUCCUCAACUUACUGCACGUGAAAGGAGGCAAGCUGGUCUUCCUGGGCCCGGGACCCAUCGAGCUCAGGGCGCACGCCAUCCUCGUUUCCGAGGGUGGAGAGCUCCGGGUCGGAUCCGAGGACAAGCCAUUCCAAGGCAAAGCUCACAUCAGACUCUACGGGAGUUUGCACUCUGCUGCCUUCUUUCCCUAUGGAGUCAAGUUCCUGGCGGUGAGGAAUGGCACGCUAUCCCUGCAUGGUUCGCUCCCAGAGGUAGUGGUCACCCAUCUUCGAGCAGCUGCCCAUGCCCAGGACACAGUGCUGGCCCUGGAAGACGUGGUGGACUGGCACCCUGGGGAGGAGGUCGUCAUCCUCAGCGGGGCGGGUGCCCAAGGCGCCAAGCCCACAGAAGAGACUGUCAUCGUGGACACAGUGCACCAUGCAGACCUCCAUCUGAGGUCACCCUUGAGAUAUUCCCACAAUGCCACAGAGAACUGGGUGGCUGGAGAGCGCCGUGUUUUAAAGGUCAUGGUGGUGCUACUCAGCAGAAGUGUCACCAUCCAGGGAAACCUCACGGACGAGAGGGUGAAGCUCCUUGCUUCCUGCCCGGGGGCCGAGGCUUCAGAAGGUAACUUGCAGGACUGUUUGUAUUCCAAGAGUGAGAAGGUGCUGGGAUCCAGAGAUCUGGGGGCCAGAGUCAUCAUUCAGUCCUUCCCCGAGGAGCCCAGCCGGGUCCAGUUACAGGGAGUGCAGUUCCGGGACUUGGGGCAAGCCUUCCGCAAGCACGGGAGCUCACUGACUCUGGUGGGAGCUCUGAGAGGUUCCUAUAUGCAGGGCUGCACAGUGUGGUGUUCCUUCAGCAGAGGCCUCAGCAUGUCCAGGACCUCGGGCCUGAGGGUGGACAACAAUGUGUUCUACAAUAUUUUAGGCCACGCACUGCUGGUGGGUGCAUCUCCCGAGAUAAGGCAUAUCCUUUGGGAGGUCAUUCCUGGAGGAGAAAAUGACUGGUCAGAACAAGGAAAUGUGAUAAGAAACAAUGUGAUCAUCGAUGUCUCUGGCGCCGAGGGGCUCUCCAGUCCUGAAAUGUUGGCACCCUCUGGUAUCUACAUCCGCGAUCCCACCAAUGUUGUGGAGGGAAACAGCGUGUGUGCUGCUGGUUAUGGCUACUUCUUUCAUCUUGUGACCAACCAGACGUCCCGAGCGCCACUUCUCUCCUUUACCCGCAAUAGCGCACGUUCUUGUACCAGGUGUGGUCUCAUUGUCUACCCUAAAUUUCAGCCGCCGUGGGAUCCUUGCGCUGGCCCCGCCCUGUUCCAAAAUUUCACGGUUUGGGGAAGUGCAGGAGGUGCCCAGAUUUUUAGAAGUAGCAAUCUUCACCUGAAAAACUUCCAGGUUUAUGCAUGCAGAGAUUUUGGAAUUGAUGUCUUGGAAAGUGAUGCGAAUACUUCAGUCACUGACAGCUUGUUACUUGGUCAUUUUGCUCAUGAGGGAAGGCAGUGUAUGUCAGCUGGGGUCAAAACUCCCAGAAGGCGGGAACUGAGAGUAUCUAACACAACGUUCGUGAAUUUUGAUCUCACUGACUGUGUGGCCGUCAGGACCUGUUCGGGCUGUUCCCAGGGACAGGGUGGGUUUACUGUGAAGACCAGCCAGCUGAAGUUUACCAACUCUCCAAACGCAGUAGCAUUUCCAUUUCCUCAUGCAGCAGUUUUGGAAGACUUGGAUGGGUCUCUGACCGGGAAAAAUGGAAGUCACGUUCUUGCUUCCAUGGAAACCCUUUCAGCUUCUUGUUUGGUCAAUGCCAGCUUCAGUCAGCUGGUCCAUGGCAGCGUCUGUGAGGAAAACGUGCACUUUCAUCGGAUGUCUGUUGGUUUAGCCAAUGCCCCGAAACUUUCUUAUGAUUUAACCAUAACGGACAGCAGGAACAAGACCACCACUGUCAGUUAUGUGCACGACACACUGUCUAACCCUAAUGGCUGGAUGGCCCUGCUCCUGGAUCAAGAGACCUACUCACUGCGAUUUGAGAGCCCUUGGACCAACAACAGCUCUCUGCAGUACUCAGCAACAUUUGACAGCUUUGCUCCCGGAAACUACCUGCUGUUGGUGCACAGAGAUAUGCGGUCUUAUCCUGACAUCCUUUUAAAGUGUGGGAGUCGCGUGGGGCGGGCCCUUCCGUCUCUCCCAUCACCUGGUCAGGACCAAGGCUGUGACUGGUACUUCGAUAGCCAAUUGAGACAGCUCACCUAUCUGGUUUCAGGUGAAGGCCAAGUUCAAGUGAGUCUCCAGGUGAGGGAAGGUGUGUCUCCAACUAUUUCAGCUUCUACCUUGGCACCUGAAUCGAUUUUAAAGUGGUCCCUCCCUGAAGCGUGGGAAGGCGUGGAAGAGGGCUGGGGAGGACACAGAGGUACCAUUCCAGGCCCUGGGGAUGACGUCCUGAUUUUACCCAACAGGACUGUCCUUGUGGAUACGGAUCUUCCAUGGCUCAGAGGCCUGUAUGUGACGGGGACUCUGGAGUUCCCUGUGGACAGAAGCAACGUUCUGAGCGUGGCGUGCGUGGUCAUCGCAGGUGGGGAGCUGAGAGUCGGUACUUUAGAAAAUCCUUUAGAAAAAGAGAAAAAGCUUCUGAUUCUCCUUAGAGCUUCGGAGGGAGUCUUUUGUGACCGUUUCAAUGGAAUUCGUGUUGAUCCAGGAACAAUUGGGGUGUUUGGGAAAGUUCAACUUCAUAGUGCUUAUCCGAAGAAAUCCUGGACACAUCUUGGGGCUGACAUCGCCUCAGGCAAUGAGAGAAUUAUAGUAGAAGACACGGUGGAUUGGCGACCCCACGACAAGAUUGUCCUGAGUUCCUCUUCUUACGAGCCUCACGAAGCUGAGGUCCUCACUGUGAAAGAAGUCAAGGGCCAUCAUAUCAGGAUUCAUGAACGGCUCAAACACCGGCACAUUGGAAGCGUCCACGUGAUGGAGGAUGGCCGAUCUGUUCGUCUGGCUGCUGAGGUUGGACUUUUGACCCGGAAUAUACAAAUCCAGCCUGAUACAGCGUGUGGGGGGAGACUGCUCGUGGGGUCCUUCAGGAAGUCCAGCAUGGAAGAAUUUUCAGGUGUCCUUCAACUUUUCAAUGUGGAAAUUCGGAACUUGGGGUCGCCGUUGUAUUCAUCCAUCAACCUCACCAACGUGUCAGCAGGAUCCUGGAUAAUAUCUUCGACUCUGCACCAAAGCUGCGGUGGGGGCAUUCGUGCAGUGGCCAGUCGUGGGAUCAUUUUAAAUGACAAUCUGGUGUUUGGCACAGUGGGCCACGGCAUUGAUUUGGAGGGUCAGGGCUAUUCUCUCUCCAAUAACCUUGUGGUUCUCAUGACACAGUCAGCAUGGUCUACUGUGUGGGUGGCAGGAAUCAAAGUGAAUCAGGCCAAGGACGUCCACCUCCAUGGCAACGUUGUGGCAGGAUCAGAGCGACUUGGGUUUCACGUCCGGGGCCACAGGUGCUCCUCUCCCGAAGCUCUCUGGUCUGACAACGUGGUGCACUCAUGUCUUCAUGGCCUCCAUCUCUAUCAGGAGUGUGGACCUGACAACUGUACCAGUGUCUCUGGCUUCUUGGCUUUCAAGAACUUUGACUAUGGUGCCAUGCUGCGUGUGCAGAACAGCGUGGAAGUAGAGAACGUCACUCUGGUGGACAAUGCUGUCGGCCUUUGGGCAGCAGUGUAUGUGUCUUCUGCUCCACAGUGUUACAUCGAAAAUGUAUGGAUUGUGCUGAAGAAUUCAGUCCUUGUGGCCACAAGCUCAUCUUUUGACUGCAUUCAGGACAGAGUCAAGCCCCGCUCUGCCAACGUGACCUCGGCGGAUCGAGCUCCUUCCAAUCCCAGAGGGGGUCGAGUUGGUCUUUUGUGGCCUGUGUUCACCUCCGAACCACAUCAGUGGCCUCGGGAGCCGUGGCACAAAGUGAGGAGUGGCCGUUCCAUUUCAGGCAUCAUAAAACUUCAAGAUGUGACCUUUUCUAGUUUUGUGAAGAGUUGCUAUAGUGAUGAUCUAGAUGUCUGCAUCCUGCCCAAUGCAGAGAACACUGGAGUUGUGCAUCCAAUAACAGCAGAGAGGACCAGGAUGCGAAAGAUCAAAGAUAAAAACAAGUUCUACUUUCCUCCUUUACAAACCAGGAAAGAUUUAGAAACACUGAUCUGCUCUGAACCAGAUUGCGAAAGCCCCAGAAGAUAUCUCUUUAAGGAUCUGGAUGGGAGAGCCCUGGGUCUACCUCCACCAGUUUCUGUAUUUCCUAAAACCGAGGGGGAAUGGACUGGAUCCUUCUUCAACACAGGCACAUUCAGAGAAGAGCAGAAAUGCACAUACCGACCCCCGAUACAAGGCUACAUCUGCAAACAGACCGACCAUGUGAUCUUAAUUCUUGAAAGUGAUGAAGCCACCUGGACCACGCAGACUUUCUAUCCAGUUGUGUCUGUGACUAGUGGUUUCGUUGACACCUUCAGUAGCAUAAAUGCCAACACUCCCUGCUCCACUUCAGGGUCUGUGUUGAGUUUCUAUUCCAUCCUACCCACCAAGGAAAUCAGCAAGGUCUGCUUUGUGGAUCAGACUCCUCAAGCUUUGCGUUUUUUUCUAUUGGGGAACAAAAGUACCUCCAAGCUCCUCUUGGCUGUGUUCUACCAUGAACUCCAGAGCCCCCGUGUUUUCUUAGGGGAAAGAUUCAUUCCACCCACUCUGCGUCAGUCAACUUCUUCACUGCUGAAUGAGUCUAUUGGUUCCAACUAUUUCAGCAUCCUGGAUAACCUCUUGUAUGUUGUCCUGCAAGGAGAGGAGCCCAUUGAAAUACGCUCAGGUGUUUCCAUUCACUUGGCCCUCACUGUGAUGUUUUCAGCCCUAGAAGAAGGCUGGGAAAUCAUGAUCCUUGAAAGACUAACUGACUUCUUGCAGGUGAGCCAAGACCAGAUCAGAAUUCUUCAUGAGAUGCCUGGGGAUGAAGCAACAUUAAAGGCCAUCGCUGACAGUAGAGCCAAGAGAAAGCGCACAUGUCCGAUGGUGACUUGUGCCAAUCUUGAUAGAGUUGGUCAGCGUAGACCUCUCAUGACGGAAGAGAGCUCAUAUCGGGUCCUGCCACCAACCACUGUGGAAACUCUCUCAAAAGUGGUGGUCAUUGAAAUUGGAGAUCUGCCAACAGUACAGAGCCCUGGACUGACUCCAUCCUUAUCCAGUAACAAAUUACAGAGUUUGGCUCACCAGGUUAUCAGCGCUCAACAGACUGGAGUCCUGGAGAGUGUUCUGAAUACGACUAUCGGGGCCUUACUGGUGACUCAGUCAAAGGGAGUCACUGGCUAUGGAAAUACAAGCAGUUUUAAACCUGGAAACUGGAUGUAUGUCCGCCCCUCUGCUCUUUCGGUCCUGGUCCAGCCUUCCGAUGGAGAAGUGGGAAAGGAACUUGGAGUCCAACCUGAGCUCGUUUUCCUGGAUCAGCAGAAUCAGAGAGUCGAGUCCCUUGGGGCCCCGUCAGAGCCUUGGGCUGUUUCUGUUUCCCUGGAAGGAGCACCAGAUUCUGUGCUGAGAGGCUGUACUCGGGCAGAAACCCAAGACGGUUAUGUGAGCUUCUCCAACUUGGCAGUUUUGAUCCCCGGAUCAAAUUGGCACUUUAUUUUCACUGUCACUUCCCCUCCAGGGGUCAAUUUUACAGCUCGCUCCAGGCCAUUUGCUGUCUUAGCUGCGACUCCAUCCGAGAGGUCCACCAUGCUCCUGGCUGCUUCCCUGUGCUCCGUGGUCUCGUGGCUGGCUCUGUGCUGCCUCGUAUGCUGUUGGUUUAAGAAAAGCAAAAACAGAAAAAUAAAAAGUGAAGAGAUUUCUGAAUCUCAGACUGAUGAUCAAAACAAUCAUAUCCAUGUCACAUCCAAAUGCCAAGGACCACAGAUAGAGAUGGAAAAGGAAGGUGCCAGGAUGGCAGAAGAUUUGAGGAUGAAGGUCCUGAGAGGCAGACUGAACCAGCUCCCCCAUCAGUCACUGAAUGGCGUGUCCAGAAGGAAGGGGAGCCGGCCGGUGGUCCGGGAGGAAGGUGGCCGCCAGGCGGAGGCUGCUGCUCCUGCCUCCGGCGUCGCCGGUGUGACGGCGCACGGGAACCCCUGCGCUCCGGGCUCCCCUGCUCAGCAGGUGUACCUGCAGGAGACUGGGAGCUGGAAGGAGGCCCAGGAGCAGUUGCUCAGAUACCAGCUGGCAGGCCAAGAUCAGCUGCUGCUGCUCUGCCGGGACCUCAGACAGGAGAGGCAGCGACUGCAUGGCCAGAGCCGGCUGGACAAGGACACUGUCAGCCUGGGGCUUUCCCAGGAGAAGCCAGCCUCCUGUGGCACCACCGAGGCCUUCUGCCUCCACCCAGUACACCCGGAGGCUGUUCAGGAACAGCUGUGAUCAAGGACCCAUGGGGACAUAUGGGCUGAAAGUCAUAAUGUCCAAAAUAUUUCUGGAUCAUGAAUGGAGGGAUGACCCCUGACUGGUUUGACAUUAAGGAGGGAGAAUAUGGACUCUGAGUUCUCUGUUUUCAACUUUAAAAUGCAAGACAGUCACUUAAGUGAUUGUAGAUUGAAACAGUAUCUGAUAUGUCUUGUAUUUAUCACGGAUCCUAGUCCAGUGCCAGACAAAUAAUAGGUUCUCAAAUAUUCGUUGAUUUUUUUCCUUGUUUUUGACUUCAGCUGGUUAUCUUCCUGAUUUUGCCAUCCUAAUUAUGGCAUAAUACUGAUUUAUACCAGUAGAGGGUGCAAUUAAGCUUCCUCUAGGAUCACCACCCACAAUGCUUUGGGCUUCUCUUAUAGAUGGGAUCAUGCAAAGGACUGGUCUGCUACAGUUAUUCCUGCUGUGUUAAAGCAAAACAUUUCUUUCCCCGAUGGGAACAUCUGAAGGAUAGAAGACCCCUCUCCCUGACCUGUCAGAGCUGAUUUUCCAACCACAAGGUGACUGCCUGGCUUUUUCACAAAUUGAUUUUAUUUCAUGGCUUAAAUUAAAUCAUUAUUAGGAGCUCA
Messenger RNA from Camelus dromedarius (Arabian camel), 13090 nucleotides. RefSeq names its product PKHD1 ciliary IPT domain containing fibrocystin/polyductin (gene PKHD1). NCBI's taxonomy places the organism in Eukaryota, Metazoa, Chordata, Mammalia, Artiodactyla, Camelidae. The record is from RefSeq and is a predicted model, not a curated record. The transcript has 67 exons. The coding region runs from base 261 to 12482 and encodes 4073 amino acids.